CGGAUCAACAUUAAACUAUUAAUGCAUGUUGUGUUGUGUGUAUGUGUUGAGGUUACAGUUUUAUUUAUAUUUAAGUUAAACUCGGGCCAUCGUUACUAUGUGGUAACACGUGAACUCCCACUAACUUAGUUGAGGUUAUUAGAUUUCAUCAUUAUUUAAAGUAGGGACCUAACCCAGGCCUAAUGUCUUCGACUGCUGCAUUAACAUUUAACAAAUAUGAUUUACUAUCAAAGAAAAUAGUUUUGAGCAGCAUAUUUUUUUGCCAAAACUUUGUUACAUCUAAAGCUAUAGACCCUAAAUUAAAAACAAGCAGCCAAGUAACAUGGAAUCAACCCUUAGGAUAUGAAACCAACAUAUCAAUUUACAAUCCUCUUGUAAAAAAGAAAACAAAAUUAGUCUUACAGAAUGAGAAUUGUGUUAAAUGGUAUAGUUGUGGCCCAACUGUUUAUGACUCUGCUCACAUUGGACAUGCAUCAUCCUAUAUUAGACUUGAUAUCAUUAGAAGAAUUCUCUCAAAUGUAUUUGGCCUCAAUGUCUUCUACCUCAUGGGUAUUACAGACAUUGACGACAAGAUUAUUGCAAGAUCAAAUGAAACGAAAGAAGAUUUCCGCACCCUGGCUAAACGAUACGAGGUUGAGUUUUUCCAGGAUUUAUCGAAUUUAAAUGUUCUUCCACCCACAAUGACAGUAAGAGUUUCAGACCACAUUCCAGAAAUUAUAUCCUUUGUCAAGGGUAUUAUGAAGACAGAUAGAGCAUAUAAAGCAAAAUCAGGAUCUGUUUACUUUUCCACCCAGAAGUUUCCCAGGUAUGGGAAGCUGCGUUCUUUAGUGGAUGGAGAGGAUGAGGAGGGGAAGAAAAGCGGAGAGAAGGAACACCCUCAUGACUUCUCCCUCUGGAAGGCAGCCAAGCCACAGGAGCCACAUUGGGAUAGUCCGUGGGGUCCCGGGAGACCUGGAUGGCACAUAGAGUGCUCAGCCAUGGCGAGCAAGGUGCUAGGGCCUAGUCUGGACAUACAUUCGGGAGGCCAAGACCUGGUGUUUCCCCACCAUGAGAAUGAGGAGGCCCAGAGCUGUGUAUAUCACGACACCUCACAAUGGGUCAACUACUGGCUGCACACUGGCCAUCUACAAGUGAAAGGGGAUGUAAAAAUGUCAAAAUCGCUAAAAAACACAAUCAGCAUAUCCGAGUUCCUCAAGACUUACACAAGCAACCACUUGCGAAUGCUCUGCCUACUCUCUCCGUACAGGCAUGGUAUUGAUUAUUCCACCGAGGCAAUGAAAACCGCUGAGAAUUGUUGUCACAGGAUACAGUCAUUUGUUGACGAGUGCCAACUUUAUCUUGCCGGGCUAAAAGGAUCAACUGACAUAGAUGAACCCUUUGUCUUAAAGCAAGUUCAAGAAACUAGGAAGUUAGUUGAAAACUAUUUGGCUGAUGAUUUCGAUACACCAAGAGCUAUGACUGAGAUAUUGAAAUUUGUGACGUCAGUAAACUCCAUGAUUGGGAAACCCGUCAUUGAUGCAGCUUCAAGUAACGUAAAUGCUCGACCUGUCGCUAUAGCUUCGGCAAUGAAUUUUGUCAAAGAUAUUUUUGCCACCUUGGGAAUCACUUUUGCUUCAGAUAAAGGUGGCGCGGCUGAUCACCAGAAGCUCUCGUCUGUAUUGGAUGCCACAAUGGACUUCCGUUCCCGAGUGCGAGAGGUAGCUUUGCACCCGGACAUGGCAGCCGCUGCCAAACCUCAACGGCAGCAGCUGCUUCAGUCAUGUGACCAGUUUAGGGACGAUUUGGCAGCUGCCGGCAUCGAGAUUAAGGAUCAUCGGUCCCAGAAAUCAACAUGGAGUUUGAAAGACAUUGCUGUGACUCAAGAAUAGCCCACAGUAACAUUUCAAUUGUUGGUUAUAUUUUAAAUAUAAUAUAAAG
Messenger RNA from Macrosteles quadrilineatus (aster leafhopper), 1917 nucleotides. Its product is annotated as probable cysteine--tRNA ligase, mitochondrial. The coding region runs from base 183 to 1868 and encodes 561 amino acids. Gene Ontology annotation, biological process: cysteinyl-tRNA aminoacylation. The transcript is spliced from 10 exons. Gene Ontology annotation, cellular component: cytoplasm. NCBI's taxonomy places the organism in Eukaryota, Metazoa, Arthropoda, Insecta, Hemiptera, Cicadellidae. Gene Ontology annotation, molecular function: cysteine-tRNA ligase activity; ATP binding. The record is from RefSeq and is a predicted model, not a curated record.